Gambusia affinis (western mosquitofish) is the source of this 9047-nucleotide messenger RNA. RefSeq names its product zinc finger protein 638-like. Bases 1527 to 7673 code for a protein of 2048 amino acids. The record is from RefSeq and is a predicted model, not a curated record. Gene Ontology annotation, cellular component: nucleus. Gene Ontology annotation, molecular function: zinc ion binding; nucleic acid binding. Lineage: Eukaryota; Metazoa; Chordata; Actinopteri; Cyprinodontiformes; Poeciliidae. The transcript is spliced from 17 exons.
CGUUCACUGUUGCUACGGACGAAAGUCGUGAAUGGCGGAGGCUAAAAAUAAAUCUUUAAUCGACCCUUGGAGCUGUUUGAGUUCGUGAUAAGUGGACUUUUACCACACUUUUACCGAGUGGUAUGUAACUGAAGUGAAUGUAAAAAAUGCAGAAUGAUAAGAAGUCGCUGCUUUCGGGUUUCAUUUUGACCGUUUGUGUUCCCCUGUAGCCGAGGAAAAUAUUAGCAUCAACGUUGCUUCAUGUAAAAUGAAUUUGUAACAUUUAUCGGCUGCUGAAUAAUAUGGAGGAGCUCGAAUUUAUCGAGCCGAAUGAAAAAUGAGAUGUUAUUGCGAUAUGACAUAUUUAAGUAUGCGUCUCGAUGAUUAUUUAAUAUUUGUUUUACUAUAUUUUGUGAUUUCACUGUUUGCUUGAGAAUUGUUUAUGCUGCAUAUGGUUUUCCAGGUCAAAUGGUGCUAGCAUAGCCCCUUUAUAACUGUGUUUCCUUCCCCCCCGUUUGCCGAGCAGCUCUGUAACAACUCCCUACUGUCAUGAAGACUGUUUGGAUGGAGCUGUGAAACAGUUUAUACCGGAUUUUUCUGUUUUCCACCCGAAGAAUCAUCUAGCUGACCACAACGGUGGCUGACCUGACUGUCCCCUGACCAGAAAGACGGGAAAGGACUGGGAGAUUAUUUAAAAUAUAAUUAAUACAGACUAUUACCUUACUAACUCGUCUUUCUUAUCCCCCUGUCUCUAAAUCAGAUACAUGUGUGUUUAAACCCAGACAAACAUUUAGAAUAGGCUCCUGCAAAGAUAAAUUAUGAAAACAGAAUAAAGAAUAAAAAUACUGUUCAGUAAUGGCAAAAUUCUGACAUGUAGCUGAUGGCAGUUGGCAUGACUAUUUCUUAUUUUUUUCACUUUCUAUUGCCUGAAGUAAAUAAAAUAUUGAAAAUCAGACACAAGACAAAUAUAUAAUUUUAUUCUCUUAAAAUUAAUAGUAUCAUAAAAAUUAUGGUUAGAACAAAUUUUAGGGAUAUAUUAUUUCCAGGGACAAUGUUUCCUCUAUUCAUUCUUAAAUAGUGGAAACAUUAGUCUUUUAUUCUUUCUCACUUAUGAAGAGCUGAAUCUUUUCAAGACAUCUGCCUAGCUAACAGAAGAGUUGGCUAAUGCUCAGGGAACCUCCAGUUGUUGGAUUUCAUUCAUCCACCAAGCUAAAGUCUAGCCCCAGUCUCUAACCCCAAUCUCUGUUCCUUUAAACUUUUCAGCUUUUCUUUGCUUUUGUAGAAUUGCAGCCUGUGUUGUGCUCCUGGGCACCGAAGAAGCCCCCCAUGUUGGCGGGCUUCCCGGGAGCUUGCCACUGCCCAGAGGGCAGGCUCCAUCUUUCCAGUUGGGUCAACUAGAUCUAUGAACAAUGUCCUCCCGGUCCGCGGCUGUCCUGUGACCUGAACAACAAACUCCCAACGCACCUGCUGCGGAAUUACCCACAAAACCACCUUCGCCGACCGCUGUGGGGAUCGGUCUCCUGAACCUUCUGAAGACCGCUGACACCAUGUCUCAUCCCAUGUAUAAUCCUUUCAACCCCGGUAAGAGGAUGCGACCCGAAGGACCAUAUGUACACUCUGGUGGACAAAUGGAGGUAAACCCUCAGAGGCCACCACCUCACCCUGGCGCUGGUUCCAAUUUCGGCUCUUCUGGAUCUACUGCCAUCAACUGUGGACCAUCUGGAGGACCUAUACCAAGAAUUUUGAGUUUGCCAAUAAACUACAGACCUGAGAGAAGUACGAUACCAGUAGAGAAGAACAUAGACCAACGUUUGGACUUGAACAUCAGCAGAGCCAGGGAGGAGGCUAUGCAAAAUUUUGCAAGCCAAAACACCCAAUUUACCAAUGUUCAAAGAGACACGUUUCCAUCCACAAACACCGGGAUGCAGUUAUAUUUGCCACCUCCUGCUGCUCAAGUGAACAGACCCUUCACUGUUGAUAGAGGGAGCACCUCCUUGAACUGGACCUCGGUGGAAGAGUCGUCAAAAAUGUAUCCUUCUGCUUCACCCAGCUUUCUAAGCAGCGGUGAAGGUGGGAAGCAGUCAUUUGUUGGUUUGGGUAAUUAUGACACUUCUAUGUCUGACAAAUCUGCGGCUCCUCAGGAGUCCAUUAAAUGCACGUAUGCUUCAGAAUCGGCCGGGGACAUCCUCCAGCAGUUUGGGCUUUUGAAGGAAGACCUGCACCACCUAACGUCAUACCACAAAUAUCAGAUCACCCCCGACAACCUGCCUUUCAUCUUAAGGCAAAUCCGAUUGGAGAAGGAGAAGAGCGCGCUAACAUCCUACGGUGAAACUCAACCCAUGAGGAAUAUGGGUGAAAUGGACAAGUUGAUUACCUCCAGAGGGCCAGUGUUGGAUCCAGAUCAAGUAACUUUGACGGUUGUCAAUCAAAGCAAAGUGAUUGACUAUGGACAUUCCUCAAAAUCAGAGUUGUCCUCUUUUGGACAACUGAACAAGGACACAGAUUUGAGACAACUCAUGUCUGAAGUUCCAUCGAAGAACCUAGGACCAGCUCACCAGGCAGCCUCCGAAACCCAAGUGUCCAAACCACCCUCGAAUUUGAUUCGUGGAGUUCAUCCUGGGCGCCCUGGACUCGUGCUUAUUGGCAGCAAUGUCCAGAGUCAUGAUGAUGAUCAGCGCAAAUCUACACAGCAAGCCUCAAAACCUCCUGAUCUGGAGAUGAAGAAUGAAACCAAGGGUGGAGCAAAGCAGCAGCUCCAGAUGCACCACGGACGUCCACAGCCUAAAGACUUUCCUGCGACAAAGCCACCACCACUUCUACAACACGUGCGUCCUGCUCCACCUAAUCCAGGGCCAAGCAAGAUGGAUGCCAUGACUCGUGCUGGGCCACCAAACCAUCUACCGCCGCUAGCCCUGAUGGAAGACUGCUCUGCAGCAACACCAAGACAAUUUCCUCAUACCUGUUCUCUUUGUAUUAAACAAUGUACCAAUUUGAAGGACUGGCUCUCCCACCAGAAUACUGGCCUUCAUGUUGGGAACACCACACUCCUACGGGAAAGAUACCCUGAGUGGGAUGGGAAGACUCCAGAGUUUUUGAGUGCUUCGGCUUUAGAGUCUCGUCCUGAACACAGAACUCCUGGCCAUAAUUUGCAGAACCGCCAACAGACAUUUCAAGAGAAUGUAUUGCGUCCUCACCGCCGAAGUGGGUCAGAGGGCAGAAAGAAAAAACAGCACAAAAGAUUUAGCCCUGCAAGACCUCAGAGUCCACACCAUCGUCAUGACUCUGAAAGUAGAAGAGAGAGACGGAGUAGCAGAUCACGGUCGCCGCAAACCUCCAAACACACUCACAGGCCCCGCUCUGAUUCUUUUGAUCGCCAAACUUCGUCACACUACCGCUCACGUUCAAGAAGUUACGACGGACGAUUCUCUCCCAGGAGGAGGGAAGCCAAGCGGUCGUCACCGAGGAGAAGCUAUGAGCGCCGAUCGUCUCCAAGAAGAAGCGACGAGAGACGCUCGUCACCGAGGAGAAGCUAUGAGCGCCGAUCGUCUCCAAGAAGAAGCGACGAGAGACGCUCGUCACCGAGGAGAAGCUAUGAGCGCCGAUCGUCUCCAAGAAGAAGUGACGAGAGACAGUCGUCACUGAGGAGAAGCUAUGAAAGGCAGUCAUCAGGAGAGAGAUCAGUAUCUCAGCAUAAGAGGUCCACAAGUGCCGACAGAUUGGCUAAAAGAAUCCUGGGAAAAAAAGCAGUUCAGUCUCUGUCCAAACAGUCCAACCUGGAGGCCAUGGUUAAAACUCUGGCUCCAGUUUUACUGGCUGAGCUGGUGAAUUUAAAAUCCUCGGCUGCCUCGUCAUCCUCAAAGACAGAGAAGACCUUUUCUCAUAAAUCAUCCAAGGCCACAAAGAGCGGGACAACCUCUUCAGCAAAGCCUGCGCCUGGUAGAUUCACGACACCCUGCAUGGUGACGUUUUCUGGUGUUUUUCCUUCUCUUUCACACACCGACAUGGUCGAAUCCAUGGAGAAAUUUGGCAAAAUAAAAUCUCUACUUAUGUACAGAUUAACAAAGAAGGCGCGUGUGAUUUUUGAGAAAGCAGAGGACGCAAAGAAACUGCAGUGCUUGACGAGAUUCAACGUGAAGGGAUUGCCCAUCUUUGUUGACACGCCGCUGGGCACCACUUUGAAGAAGUGUCUGCAGAAGACGGGUCCACAGAAAAAAUCUGGUGUCUCCAGUUCUGAAACUACCAAAUCCCACGUCACUGUGAAAGUUAAAAAGCCCGCAUCGUCCGAAACUAAAAACACCACAGUAGGCAAAUUUGUCUCAAAAGCAAAAGUCUUGGUUUCCAAAGCAAAAGGCAUCUCAACAAAGCAGGUCUCUAAAACUGUCAGCAAAUCCAGUGCAAAUGCAAAAAAUACUGGGAAGAUGGUUGGAGGGAAAAAUGAGGCUUCAAUGGUCCCAAAAUCCAAGAUUGGAGGAAAGAAACCUCCUGCUAAUAAGACAAAAAAACCGGUGAUGAACUCAAAACCUGUGGCCGAUUGGGAAACCAAAACCAAGCGAAAUUGGUCUCUAAGGAAGGCAGAUGCAUGGCGAGUUUUUCAAAAAGCAGCAAAAGCUUCUGCUGAAUCCUCCACCAUAACAUCUGUCAGUGAUCCGGGUAAAAAUGCUGCUGAACUUCCCCAUGUGGAUGAUGACGGCUUCAAGACUUUAACAACAGCAAUUAACAAGAACAGACUCACUAAAGGAGCCGCAUCUGAAAGCACAAACAAAGAGAGCACUGCUGUAAGAAAGACAACUCCUGAUGAUGCAAAACAGAAAAAACCACCACAUACAAAAGUAAAUGACAAAACAAUUAAUUCUUUAGGAGAAUUUGAUGGGGUUGACUUUUCCUCUGGAGAUUUUGUAACAGUUGAUGAAAUUAAUGAAGACGUUGAAGACAUGCUUGUAGACGUUCACCCUUCCUCAUCUAAGCCGACAUCCAGAGAGACAAAAGACAAGCAGAGUUCAGCUUCCAGAAAGACGUCAGCAAAGUCUGCCUCUUCCUCAUCUAAGUCUUCAAAAGGCAACUCAUCCUCUCAAUCGACGAUUUCAUCAGCAAACAACCAAAAGAGCGUCCAAAAUGAGUCCAAGAAAUCUCAAUCCAAAACUAAUUCUGUCAGGGGAACUAAGAGUUCCUCCUCAAUUUCAAAGUCUGUGAAAACUCCACCUUCCUCUGGUCAGAAAUGUCAGUCAAACCAGAGUAAGCGUCCCGUUAGGUCAUCAAAACCUUCAUCCUUGGGUGGAAGUGUCCGUUCACUGGCGGCAGCCACUAAAUCAUCUGUAAAAACUCAGUCAGUGCAUAAAAAGAUUGUAAAACCUGCACAGGGUGCAGUGGCAAAGUCUGACCACCAUGUGUCAGCAGAGUGCUCUUCUGCAAAAAAAGAUGAAUCCAUCAACAAGAUGAAGAAAACCCAAGCAAAGGAUAAGAAAAAUGGAAAAAGCACAGAGGAGAAGACGGACAAUGAAAAUAAACAAGUCCUUGAUUCAAUCAAUGAAAAAUCUGAUGAACAGAAAAACAAGGAGAACCAAGACAGAAGAACUGAAAUGCAAAUACCUGGAGCUGAGCAGGACCAUGUCAUUCAGCAGGGAGCGGAAAAUGACAAUGGCCGAUCAGAUGAAUGCCAGGAAAUAGAAGUAGAUGAGUCUCCCAAGCUGCAGGACGGUGCACUUAAAGAUCAGGCUGCUACAGCUGAUGAUGGCGAAGAAGUUCCCACAAUGAUGCAGGUUUCUGAAAAUGAUGAGACUAAAGAAGCCCAGACGUCUGACGGAUCAUCGGUCAAAGAAACAUCUGAUAAAAACCAAGUGACAAGUGAAGAAACCAACCAGACUCCAAAUAGAAGUAGUGUAAAACAAAAAGACGACAUCCUUUUAUCAGAGAGAGUCUGUGAAACCUCCAGAGAGGUUGGUCAGACCUCCAAUGAAGAAGACCACAAUGGCAGCAAAGACACUUUGAAAGACCAGAAACUUGUAUUUCCCACUGACCCACUGUCUAAAGCUGAUGAUGAACCCACAGACGAGGUCAUCGAUUCAAUGGACGAUCAACCAACAACAAUUCAGACGGAAUCAGAACGAGCAACAAAAGACAGUAAAAUCGUCUCUAGAGAUCUCAAACCAAGCAGACAAGAUCAGUCAAAAAGCAAAACCUCUAAAGGUGAUAAAGAAAACUCACCAAAGGAACAGGACAAAACAAAGCCUCCAGUACGAACAAAAGACAGCAAGAUGGAAAAAGAGGAAGAGAGUCUUAAGGAUUUUGAGGAAAUGGUCUAUAAAGUUGUGGACUCCAUUGAAGACGAUUCUUUUCAAAAGCCCUCAACCACAGGGAGUUGUAGUAGCAGACGAACACCAAGAGGAAACAAAAAAGUUGAGAAGACAUCACCUCCUGUAGAAGAACCUAAAAAAUCUGACCACAAAGAAGAGGACGUGUUUACAGUUUUAGACUCUGUGGAAGAGGAAAGUCCCAGUGACAAACCAGUGGUGACGAGAUCGACUAGAGGAAGAAGACAAAACAUAGCAAAGAAAGUUGAAGAAAAUACUAAAACGAAGGAAGACAAGACCCCCACAAGAAGAAGCACACCAGUCAGAGAUUCAAAGGAAAAAGAUGGUGAGAAAACUAAAAACAAAGAUGUUCCUCUAAAGAAAAGUGCACCAACAAAGACUAGCGACACUGUGGAGGCGGACGCUACUCAUCAGAAACUGGACAAUGUUGAGUAUGACCAACCAACUACACAGAAACCAAGGAGAGGAAGACCAAAGAGGGACAAUAAAACUAGUAAAAAAACUGAGGAAGAAAAAGAAGAGCCUGUGACUGUACAAGCAAGUCUGCAGAAAGAAAGUGAGACAAAUGACAAUACAGUUUCCUCAAAGAUGAAAGAUCCACAGCAAGCUAUUGGACGGGAGGAUGAGGAAACGGGGGCUGCUAAAGAGGAUCAACCUGCAGAAAAACAGAGGAGUGCAUCAAAAAUAGACUUUAAGAAAGAGUCACCAAAGACAAAUAACACAACAUCAACAGAUGUUUUAUUGAACCUCAGCUCAGAGGAGGAGGAUGGAGCGAGUGGGAAAACGGCGAGCGAUGAAACGAAGAAUCAUGAGGAGAAGAUGGACGUGGCUACUGAUGAAUCAGUGAUUCUACCUGAGAGAGGAGAGAAAGACGCGUCGGAUGCUGCGACUUGCAACAGAGAGAUCACAGAGGAAGAAACUCAGGAGGUUGUUGCUCCCAAUGAGGCAGAAGAGGAUCGACUGGAAAAGCAGGAAACUCAAUCAGUGGGUCGUCUACAGGCACAAAAUUUGUCAACUUCAGAUGAAGCUGGUAAAAAUGACGAGAAAGAAGAUGAGGAGGAAAACCUACAAACUUCAAACUCUUCUAAACGUAAACAUAACGACACCACAGUUAUUGAUAAACGGGAGAAAGAACUCGUUGAACCCGAAGCGAAGCGAUCCUGUUCUCAGUCUCCGAAUGUUCCUGUGGAUUUCCAGCUGCCGCCAUUUAAUCCCAACGAUCCUCUGGGUGAGGAAUUUGUGGUUCCCAAGUCUGGAUUUUUCUGUAACUUGUGCUCCAUUUUUUAUUUCAAUGAAACCACAGCCAAGAAAAUCCACUGUAGCAGCCAGAAACAUUACGACAACCUGCAGAAACAUUACCAGAAGCUAAAGCUGAAAACUUCAUGAACGACUCAAAGCAUCCAAGAGUCUUUCUUCUGAUUGAUCAAUUUACAACUCAGUUAAUUUUUGUAUAAGAAGUGAAACCAGAGACUUUCAGACACACAUUUUAUGUUUUCAUCAUGAACCAUGAUGGUAUCAGUCAUAACAUUUUUCAAAUCUUUUUCUUAAAUCGUUAAGAUUUUUUUUUUUUUGUGCUUUCUUUAGUUUUAGAUGCAAACACUGACAGACAUAUUCUAAAGUUUAAGUGGAAAAAAAGAAACAAACAUAGUUCCUUUCCGUUCUGGGAAAGUAUGGAAAAGUAUUUGGAUUAUUAAUCUUUUUUAGCCCUUUUUUGUAAAUGCAACGUCUUUCCUUCUUCUUGCCUUUCUCUCUUAUUUUUUUUAGCUUUUUUGUAACCUUCCUGCCUCUGUCGUUUUGUCUUUGGUUCUGCUGUAUGUUUGUUUUUUCCUUCCUUUCCCUCCCUGUUCCCUAUUUUUUUGUCUUUUUCUUGCAUUGUCAUCUUCUUUCUUGUUUUUUUCCUUUCUUCUAUGCAUCCUAUUUUCUGUCCAUCAUUCCCUUCUCCUUCUCCACAUCUCCUCCUUCCUGUCUUUUCUUGUUUCCUGGCUUCUGUACUAAUUGGUACAGAAGCUACUAGCUAGUAGUAACUAGUAGCUUCUUUGAAUCCAGUGCUUGUUUGAUGCCUUAACCAACUGGAACCUACUAGCUACUAGUUGGAACUAGAAGUUAGUAACUACUAGUUAGUACCAACUAGCUUCAAUCUAGCUGUCUAGUUGCUUCUAGCUAGUAGCUUCAAACUAGAAACUAUUACUAGAAGCUAGAUGCUACUACUUGCUUCUUGCUAGUAGUAGCUUGUAGCUUCUGCUAGCUACUAGCUAGAUGUUUUUCUGAACUCUCUCCUGUUUUUCCAAAAUCCUUUCCUUGUUCUUUGCAUCCUUUUUUAUCUCCUUUAGUUUCUUCACAGGUUCUGUAUUUAAACCCUGUUCAUUCCAGAAAUGUUAUCUACAAAUUUAUGGAGAAGUUUGUUUCACAACUUAAACCCCAAAAUAAAGAAUUGAAAAAUAAGAAAAAAUGUAGUUUGGAGUUUUGUGAAUGAUGUGUUGAAAGCCUGAACAACAGUACUGAACUUAAGCAAUUUUAAUAUUUGAUAAUGAAUUGUGUGUUUAUUUUAUGAAAGUUAUGGUCCCAUCCAUGUUUUCAUAAUGACUCAUGAAAACCUGCCUGAUAAAUGACAAGUGUUUUGAUCCUGACAUAGUUUUGUAUCCUUCACUCUUUGUUUGUGAUUAAGUUUUGUCUCUUGAUAAUUCUUUUGGUUUUUAUCAGUUUUUAUGAAAGCACAUUGAAGUAGUUAUUGUCGUUUAAUGACCUUUAAGUGCCGGCUGA